AUGUCUGGUGGGGGUGGUGGCUAUGGUGGUGGCAGAGGUCAGGGGCGGGCAUGGCAAGGUGGUCGGGGGCGGUUCAACAAUUCUGGCUACAACAACCCUCAGGGCGGUGGGGGCGUGAACUAUCAGCAAGGCCGUGGGAACUUUGGCAACAACAACUCUAGACGUUUCGGUAACAACUCCAAUCCCAUUCCAGAUUUGGGUAUUGGGUCUGGCAACAAUCCCGGGAACAAUUCGGGUUUCAAUGGUGCUCGUGGAGGUAGGGGAUCCCAGGCUAGACAACAGCAGAACUCGGGGCGGCCACCCAAUUCCGCUGCCUCUUCCAGGGCGAGUGGUUCCAACGCUGUGGCUGGUCCAGCUGCUUCCUCUCCAGCGACUGAUGUGCCACAACGUCAAGGCCGUUCUCCAAACUCUGGAAAACCUUUGGUCUGUCAGAAGUGCAACAGUGAUGGGGCAUACCUCACAACAAUGCAAAGAGAAGAUGUUAUGUGA
Brachypodium distachyon (stiff brome) is the source of this 489-nucleotide messenger RNA. RefSeq names its product N66 matrix protein-like. The record is from RefSeq and is a predicted model, not a curated record. The transcript has a single exon. NCBI's taxonomy places the organism in Eukaryota, Viridiplantae, Streptophyta, Magnoliopsida, Poales, Poaceae. Bases 1 to 489 code for a protein of 162 amino acids.